CUUAGAAAAGGGUUGCAACGAAUGGGAAUGGAUAGCAACUUCUGGCAAAACAGUACACUUGACCGAUCAUAAGACCACUGUGAAUCAAUUUGAAAUGGUGUCAGAUCAUAUGAUAUUAUGGUAUGAUGGAGAGUAUUCGAACAAGAUAAUGGAAGCAAUCAAAGAGAGAAAGAGGGGCACCACUUGCAAUCCUAUCUUUAAAUUUGAGUUCUAUGCUCAUCAAACAGAGGAUAAUGAAGAUGUAGUGAUAAAGGGGUGUAGGAUCCGUUGGAUGCAUGUCAUCAAUGAUGAAGAAGAGAUUAGUCCAGAUGUCAUUGAUGAAGGAGAGAUUAUUCCUGAUGUCAUUAUUGAUGAGGGCCAUGAAUAUGAUGACUUGGAGUUGGAGGACCUUCAGAUAACUGGAGAAAGAGUGGAUGUACAUUGUUGUGCAUUGGAUAUUGUCAAUUGGUUCAAAAGAUUGUUGGUAAGUUACAUUGCCCAAUUAUAUUAGUUAAGCUUUUGUUUGUAUUUGAUGAAAUUAUUAUUUCUUGAGCAGCUUGAUUUUCAUAGUAUAAUUGAGUUUAUUUGUUUUAAUAUAUGGCCUGUGAUUAUAAUUGUACUUGUAGUCAUCGUAAUAUUUUUGUUGGAAAUUAAAAGAAUUGUAAAUUAAUUUGUUUUAUCAACAAUAAGUUAAUAUUUUUCUUUUUUAUUUUUAAAUUUUAUUUUCCGUCUCUUUUCUAUACUCAUUUUUAUUCCAUUGGCAGAUUAUUGAUUAGAAAAAGAUUAGUUCCCUAAUAAAACCAAUUGUUGAUAAAGUUGUAUUAGAUGGAAACUCCGGUAUAUACCACCAGUUUACAUAAUUUGACUUCAAUGUAAUUGUAACAUGCUUCAAAUAUGAUAUAAUAAAUAGAGUUGCAAUGGGCUAAAAUCUGAUAUAUUUUGAGAUGAAAUCAUUCUUUCUAAAAAUUUAAAUUCACAAAA
This is a messenger RNA of Arachis ipaensis, 960 nucleotides long. The record is from RefSeq and is a predicted model, not a curated record. Lineage: Eukaryota; Viridiplantae; Streptophyta; Magnoliopsida; Fabales; Fabaceae.